AAGAAAAGGAAGAAAAGAGUUCUCUUUUACUCUAUUGAGUCCACUCUCCCCCCACCCCACCUCCGUCGUCUCUCUCUCCUCAACUUUUUCUCUCACUUCAGCAGAUCAUCUCCUCCUUCUCCUCGACGGGGGCCCGUGUGCAUUUCACCACUAGCCUAGAAUUUAUGCAUAUUUCUUAUAUAUUCUUCUUACCUUUUUUUUCCCUGAUCUCCCACACGCAUAAAAACACACACUGACGGUGACUGUAGUUCUUCCCUCUUUCUCUGUUUGUCAGUCAGUCGACACCUGGUGACUCCGAGCCGCAAAUCCUCAAAUUCACUGGAAGUUAAACCCAGAAGAUAGGAUCGGCUGUUGUUGUCAUCUGGGUUGAGAUUGAAGUGGUAUGGUGGAUGAAUGGGCGGAUUUGGGGUUGAGAAGAGUCGGGGAUUGAGUGAUCGAUUGGGGUUUAGAAGAGUAUUUGGGGCUUACUCGGGGACUUGCUUUCUUGAAUGCCACGUGCGGAUAGGAUGAAUUCUGAUGCUACUAGAACUGGUGGAACGGUGGAAAGGGACAUCGAACAGGCCAUUACUGCUCUAAAGAAAGGUGCUUAUUUGCUCAAGUAUGGAAGGAGAGGAAAGCCUAAAUUUUGUCCUUUCCGGCUGGCAAAUGAUGAGUCUGUUUUGAUAUGGUUUUCUGGUAAAGAGGAGAAGCACCUAAGACUAAGUCAUGUCUCCAGGAUCAUCUCUGGGCAGCGCACUCCUAUAUUCCAAAGGUAUCCACGGCCUGAAAAAGAGUAUCAAUCUUUUUCGCUCAUAUAUAAUGACAGAUCACUUGACUUGAUAUGUAAAGAUAAAGAUGAAGCAGAAGUUUGGUUUAGCGGGUUGAAGGCAUUAAUUUCACGGGGCCAUCAAAGGAAGUGGAGAACAGAAUCUAGGAGUGAUGGAGUUUCAUCUGAAGCUAAUAGUCCACGAACAUAUACAAGAAGAAGUUCGCCAUUGCAUUCUCCUUUUGGGAGUGGUGAUAGCUUACAGAAGGAUGGUAAUGAGCAACUUCGUCUUCACAGCCCAUAUGAUAGUCCCCCAAAGAAUGGUAUAGAUAAAGCAUUUUCUGAUGUAAUAAUGUACGCUGUUCCUCCUAGAGGUUUCUUCCCCUCCGAUUCUGCAAGUGCUUCUGUUCAUUCCUUGUCAUCAAGUUCCGAUGGCUUGCAUGGUCAGAUGAAGGCUAUGGGAAUGGAUGCGUUCAGAGUAAGCCUUUCUAGUGCUGUUAGCUCAUCUAGUCAAGGAUCUGGUCAUGAUGAUGGCGAUGCCUUAGGGGAUGUCUUUUUUUGGGGAGAAGGGACAGGAGAUGGCGUUUUGGGUGGUGGACCCCAUAGAGUUGCUGGUGGUUUUGGUUUGAAGUUGGAUUCUUUAUUGCCUAAAGCUUUAGAAUCUGCAGUGGUACUAGAUGUGCAGAAUAUUGCUUGCGGUGGCCGUCAUGCUGCUUUAGUUACAAAACAAGGGGAGAUUUUUUCAUGGGGUGAGGAAUCAGGAGGUAGGCUUGGGCAUGGUGUAGAUUCGGAUGUCUUGCAUCCGAAGCUUAUCGACGGUCUCAGCAAUACAAAUAUUGAGCUUGUUGCCUGUGGUGAACAUCACACUUGUGCAGUAACACUCUCUGGUGACCUGUACACUUGGGGUGAUGGUCAUAUUGGUCUUCUAGGGCAUGGUAAUGAAGUGAGUCACUGGGUCCCAAAAAGAGUAAAUGGGCCACUAGAGGGUAUACAUGUUUCAUCCAUUUCCUGCGGCCCCUGGCAUACUGCUGUGGUAACCUCUGCUGGGCAGUUGUUUACUUUUGGUGAUGGAACUUUUGGUGUUCUUGGGCAUGGAGAUCGCAGAAGCAUUUCUUCACCCAGAGAAGUGGAAUCCCUGAAGGGACUCCGCACUGUACGAGCUUCUUGUGGUGUCUGGCACACUGCAGCAGUUGUCGAAGUUAUGGUUGGAAAUACAAGUUCCAGUAAUUGUUCGUCUGGUAAGCUUUUUACAUGGGGAGAUGGUGAUAAAGGGAGACUUGGGCAUGGUGAUAAGGAACCAAAACUCGUGCCUACAUGUGUUGCCGCUCUUGUUGAACCCAAUUUUUGUCAGGUAGCUUGCGGACACAGCCUUACUGUUGCACUUACAACCUCGGGGCAUGUGUACACCAUGGGAAGUCCUGUUUAUGGCCAGCUUGGAAAUCCUCAUGCUGAUGGAAAGCUCCCGUGCCGUGUUGAAGGAAAAAUUGCUAAGAGCUUUGUCGAGGAGAUUGCAUGUGGUGCUUAUCAUGUUGCAGUGUUGACUUCUAGAACUGAAGUAUAUACUUGGGGAAAAGGAGCAAAUGGUAGAUUGGGUCAUGGAGACUCAGAUGACAGAAAUUCUCCAACUUUAGUUGAAGCUUUACGGGACAAGCAAGUCAAAAGUGUUGCUUGUGGUACUAAUUUUACAGCUGCUAUUUGCCUGCACAAAUGGGUCUCAGGUGUUGAUCAAUCUAUGUGCUCUGGUUGCCGUCUACCUUUUAAUUUUAAGAGAAAACGUCACAAUUGUUAUAAUUGUGGUCUUGUAUUCUGUCAUUCCUGUAGCAGCAAGAAGUCUCUGAAGGCUUCUAUGGCACCUAAUCCCAAUAAACCAUAUCGUGUCUGUGAUAAUUGCUCUGUUAAGUUGAAAAAAGCUAUUGAAAGUGAUGCUUCAUCUCAGUCUGUUGUGGGUAGAAGAGGAAGCAUGAGUCAGGGGGGGAAUGACUUUACUGAGAAAGAUGAAAAGAUGGAGGUCAAGGCUCGCCCUCAUCUUGCUAGAUUUUCGUCAAUGGAGUCGUUAAAACAGGUGGAAAAUCGUUCUUCAAAGCGAAAUAAAAAACUAGAGUUCAAUAGUAGUCGUGUAUCACCUAUUCCAAAUGGAAGUUCCCAAUGGGGAGCUCUUAACAUAUCUAAAUCUUUUACCGGGUCAUCAAAGAAAUUCUUCUCAGCUUCAGUUCCUGGAUCAAGAAUUGUUUCACGUGCAACAUCACCAAUAUCACGAAGAGCCAGUCCACCCCGUUCUACUACGCCUACUCCAACAAUGGGUGGACUAACGUCGCCAAAAAUUGUUUUGGAUGAUGCAAAAAUGACCAAUGAUAAUCUUCGUCAAGAAGUUAUUAAAUUAAGAGCUCAGGUUGAAAAUCUUACUCGAAAUGCUCAACUUCAAGAGUUAGAGCUGGAACGAACUAACAAACAGUUAAAGGAAGCAAUAGCUAUUGCUGGGGAAGAGACUGCGAAAUGCAAAGCAGCUAAAGAAGUAAUAAAGUCAUUAACUGCUCAGCUGAAGGAAAUGGCUGAAAGAUUGCCUGUUGGUGCUGCUCGAAACAUUAAAACUCCCCCCAUCACUUCGUUGGUUUCCAAUCCUGUCACUAGUGAUGUUGCAAAUGUAUCUACUGAUAAAUUUAAUCAUCCAUCAUCUGACCUAGAGAUGGAUUCAAAUGGAUCUAAUGUCCAAUUGGUUUCCAAUGGAUCAAGUACCGCUAAUUGUAGUUUGGGUCAAAAUAAACAAUCUCAUUCUGAAGCAAUGGCAAAAAGUGCUGGCAGAGUAAAGGAAAGUGAGUCCCGUGUUGAAAAUGAAUGGGUGGAGCAAGAUGAACCUGGUGUUUACAUAACUCUUACCUCUUUACCAGGAGGCGGAAAAGAUCUCAAGCGAGUGAGGUUCAGUCGUAAGCGAUUUAGCGAGAAGCAAGCAGAACUUUGGUGGGCGGAAAAUCGGGCAAGAGUGUACGAACAGUACAAUGUCCGAAUGGUUGACAAGUCAAGUGUUGGUGUUGGAAGUGAGGAUUUAGCAAAUUGACAUGAUAUAUUAGAAUCCGUAUAUAUGCCAUUUAGUUUUGAUGACCUUUCUACAUUUACUUCCUAUCGUAUAGGUAUGAAUUAUUGAUGGGUAGGGUUUUGACUGCGCCUUGGAAGCAAGGGUUGCGAUAGGGAUUUAGGGAAGUAGCAAAUUUGUUGGUGGGCUAAUCUUGUCCCUCCCACCUUUUUUUUCUUUUUUUUUUUUUGGUUCUUUUCUCUUCUUUUUGAUGAGGAAGAGGGUGGUGGGGCUUUUUCUUUUUGCCUAGUUUCCCCAUGCUUUUUUCUUUCCAUUAUUGGCUUAAGAAUAUGCUGUUUUCUUCUGUUUUCCCCACUAAUGAUGUAUCAUGGGGAGUGAGGUUGAGAAUUGUAAAUUUUUAGUAGGUUGCUGGCUCUUGAUGGUGCAGUUUCGCUGUAAAUUCUUUAAGAGAAUGCUUGAUGAGUUCUGUUCCAUCUUCCAAUUCUAUUAUUUUUUUUCCC
This is a messenger RNA of Oldenlandia corymbosa var. corymbosa, 4273 nucleotides long. The record is from the annotation of a GenBank genome assembly. Lineage: Eukaryota; Viridiplantae; Streptophyta; Magnoliopsida; Gentianales; Rubiaceae.